UGUACCGCCAACAGAUCUAAACCAAUCAUAUACUUUUUUUUCAAAUUUGUUCUAGCGUCGUUGACGCUUGGCGCGGCGUAGGUUUUGACUUUUGCAUUUGCUUUGAAGUUUGAUUUUGCUCUACAUGUUUAUUUUCCGUACAUUAAAUUUGAAUGAAUUUCUAAAAUCAUUUUUUUACUAUUACGAGACGUGUUAUGAUAUUAAUUUUACUAUUAAUUCACAAAAUUCAGUGGUUUUUUCAAGUUGGAAUGUCUUCGUGUGUGAUCUGAAACCUAAUUUUAGCAAGAAAGCUAUUUUAUUUCAUAACUAUAUGUUGAAGUGGCGUGUGUUUUUUAGAAUAAAUAAAAACAAACCAUGAUGUCUACAAGAAGCGGAAGAACGCGGCAGAGUAUGGUAGAGUCGAGUCCACCGCGCACUCGUAAAGGAGUAUCUCCUACUCGAUCUCCCGCCAGGAACCGCAAGAGCUCGCCAGCGGGUCGUCCGACUCCUAAAUCUCCAGCGCGCAAAUCGCCAAGCAGGAAGCCUGCGCCGAAGUAUCCUGCGCGUAAAUCUCCAUCCCGUGUGGUUAAGGAAACUCCAGAAGUGAAGGAGACGAAAGAAGUUAAGGAAACUAUUUCAAAAUCACCAUCAAAACGGGCAGCAAUUAAAAAGGACGUUGAAGUAAGACUUCAACAUGUAUCAAAGAUUGAAAUUAUGCGGAACAUUCGAGCCCGAAAUACGGAGAAUUCUGUGUCGGAUUUUGUGUUGCCGAAAGAUUUAUUUGAAACAGAUUUAACAUCCCGCGAAGAUCCGAAUGGUAUAGAGGAAUCGGAGAAACCAUCGCUUGACGAUAUAAUUACGACCACUUUAAGGAACAGAAGGACUGUAGAAGAGACUGCCCCACGUAGGUCUAGCAGAUUAAGGGAUGUAGUUGAUAGUGUACCAGACAUAAGACGUAGCUUUACAAAGUCACUUAGUAAGUCUGUAAGCAAAUCAAUUAGCCAGUCAAUUGCGUCUUACUCUGACGAGGAAGACGUGCCAUGGCCUAACGAUCCCCGUAAAUCCGAGUCUGUCAGUAGAAAGCUUACAACACCUUUGCCGAGCGCAUUGGCACCUCCCUUCAAUAAUAAGUAUGAAUUUGCUGGGAGAGCAGGUGCUGCAGCGCUAUACAUAGUUAUACCAUUGACAGUAUUUUAUAUACUUAUGUCUUGCUCAAAAGCAUGCUCAUACAAAACUCUCAACGAGCUAAUGUUAUACAAGACUUUAUCAGCUUGGUUUAGUAUCCAAUCAGUGAUGAUUGUCAUCGGCAAUUUACUUUUACAAGCAAUUUUUUUGUCUAUACCUGUUUUUGGAGGUAAAGAGGUCGACGAGCACGGCAGAAAGCAACAUUUCAAUGCAACUUUCUCAAGUUUUUGCACAGUAACCAUAUUGUUUGUACUAGAUUAUUAUGGUAUACUGAAAAAUGAUUCUUUAUUGAGCUCCUAUUUGCAAAUGGCAAGCGUUUCUUACAUAACAGCAAUAAUUUUGGCAUUGAUAAUGUAUUGGAAGAGCAGUAAAGUUGAUAGAAGUGAUUUGAAUCCUUAUGGUAACUCAGGAUACCUAUUAUAUGACUUCUUUAUUGGCCGAGAGAUACAUGCCACUCUAUUGAAGAUAAAUGUAAAACUUUGGAUAGCAAGAGUCUCUAAUAUCAGUGCUCUAACUUUGUCUGUCUUAAUCUUCAAACAUGGGUUUAAUAUUCAAGACAAAAUAACCAUUAACAAUAUAUCAUUGGAUGAGCUUCAAAAUGCUUUUAAUAAAAUAAACUUCAAGCCAACAGUACUCGUGUACUCAAUGAUGCAAAUCAUUUAUGCAUUGUACUUUAUUAUGAGGGAAAGGAAGAUUGUGUCAACUUUUUAUUGGAAUUCUGAAGGUUUAGGCUAUCUUCAGAUUGUUUCGAGCGCUCUAUACCCAUAUAUCUUUACGACUAUAUCUAAAAAUGUGGCUGAAUCUAGCAUUGACCUGACGUCAAACACUUUGAUAGCCGCUUCCACACUCUUCCUGCUGGGCUUCCUUAUAAUGCUUAUCAGUAACAACAUUAAAUAUGAAUUCAGAAAAAAUCCAAUGCAGCCUAGCUUGAUGCACUUAGAUUCAAUGCCAACGUUCCACGGCAAGAAGCUCCUAGUCUCCCACGUAUGGGGUAUCGUGCGACAUCCCAACUAUAUGGGCGAUAUAUUGAUACACGCUGCUUUGGCAAUACCAGGUAUCAUGUCUCAGCAAGCGAUCGCCGCGGCUCCAGCGCUGGUCACCGUAGCGAUGCUGCUGCACCGCUGCUGGCGGGACCACGGCCGGUGCCGGCGACGCUACGGCGCCGCGUGGCAGAGGUACUGCGCGCGGGUGCCCUCCGCUGUCAUACCAAAGAUAUUGUAGAUCGACUCGCCGCCAUUGUUGAAUCAGUGUUGCCAGGCGCGAUGUAUUAAACUACUCAACGGAAAAAUAGGUGGAUCAUUCUUCAUACAUUGUUUGUUUUAGGAAAAAAAAACUUUUAUAUAACUGUAUUUUUGGUCUAGAUAGCAGGGUAAUUGCGUAUUGCGAGUACCAUGACAUCUCACAAAAUAUUUAAAUUGAAGGUAAAGUUAAAAUGAUUUUUUUAUAAUACACCGCUAUUUCCUUGAUUUCUGUUUGUAUAUUUUAAAUUUUGCAAUGUUUUUAUAAAAUAUACGAAUAUCGUAUAUCUCGUACUCACGUAUUGUCUGUCUGUUUUAAUCUGUUAUUUUGUCCAAUCAUUUGCAGCAACUUCAGGGCGGCAAAUCUUGAUGCAAAAGUUACAUUUAAAAUUAUCUUUGAAUGUCAAAUUGAAAAAAAAAAAUAAGAAAAAACACUGUUUUUACUCAUAUUUGCAUACAAUAAUCAUUAACUAUAAAAUAAAAUACCGGUUUUUUUUAAUGUAUUUUCUUUCUAAAUUAUCGAUUAAAUUAAAGCCUAAGGUUAGUGAAAAGUCGGGAGAUUCGAAGUAAAAAAUAAGGGUGAAUUAGGGAACAGGGCAACAUUAGUUGAAACGUCUGGCUUUAAUAACUUUAUCGAUACUUUAAUUUUAGUAAUUAUGUGUGCAGAUUCUCUUUGAGAUGCCACUUUAUCAAUAUUUAUAUAUCUACGGAUAAUAAGUAUUUACUUAAAAAAAGGUUAAUAAUAAUAUAUACGAUGAAAUCUCUAAUGUUUACUAAAACUGUCCAAAAGAUUUCAAUUUAAUAUAACUAUAAGCAUUUUUCUCCAAAUGUUUAACAAAGCAAAUGUUAACUUGAAAAGUCUGUAAUAUGAAUGAUAUACAGGAUGCUCGGGAGUAUGUCCCAUAACUUCAAAGUAUUGAAGAGUCCACUUAUGAGCCGAACUGCAUAACUAAUAUUUUUUUAACUAAAAAAUAAAAACUUUUUAUGUUUUUGUAUGAAACAAAGUAAUACAAAUAAUUCCGACUAUCCAUGUAACACACCUUUAUCUAUCCUUGCAUUUUAAAAUACGUCAAACUUGGCUACGUCAUAGUUAUAAGGAUGCGUAUAUGGGAUACAUUUUAAGAUCUAUUUACAAAAGAAAUAUUAUUCACACCGAAAAUAUAUAUUUUAGGACAUUUUUGAACAUUUUUAAUUAAUUUUCGGUAAAGAAUAUAACACCAGCGUUAUGAGAAAUAUUCCCAAGCACCCUGUAUAAAUAACAAUUUGAUGGUAAAAAUCAAUGCAGGCUAUUGCCAUUAUGCCAAAAAAAAAGUAACUUAAAAAUUAGAAUACUGCUCAAUCUCUAUAGUAUAAUUUAAUUUAAUUCAAAUUAAGGUAUAGCUACAUUAAGAGGCGCAGAUUAAAAAAAAAACAAAUAAGUAAUAGAAUAAAAUGUCUAUAAGCAACGAAAUAUAGAAGAAUAAUAUUUAAAACAGGGUUGUUUAAAUAAUUUUAUACUAAAAUAAAAAAAAAAUAGAUUUUUUCCCAGUCGAUAAAUCACUAACAAGUUUCUCAUUUUAGUGAAAAUUAUCCUCAGAAGAGGAUUUUGCAUUAUCAUAUCAUUAACCGACUUCCAAAAAGAAGGAGGCUCUACGUUCAGCUGUAUGUAUUUUUUUUUUAAUAUUUUAUUUAUUAUUUUAUUUAUGAAGAUCGAUCUUUUAGUGUAAAUAAAUUAUUGAAAAUGAAAUAUUGUCAAAAAAAUAUUUGUAUAAAUCUCGUCUCGUUUUUCUCGUGUAAUUUAGCAAACAUUGUUCAUUUUAUAAGUACGUUCAUUCAUCAUUAUUUCAUUUUAAUUUUUUUUAUUAGUCUGCGCCAGUAACGACUUAAUGCAGUGGCCGUAUGAUGUAUUUUACAGUUGUCUAUGAAGUUUUAAAUACAUGCGGUCGACUCAGACCAAUUAUUAUUAUAUAGAACCUGCCUUCGCUACACGUUACUUUUCUGUCAAAGUAUAUGAUCAACGAUCUAAUGCGAUUAUAAAAACUGUCUCUGUAUCGAUGUCGCAUAGUUGUAAUCGUGUUUGUCGGUUAAAGAGCUCCGUAAAAAUAUCUUUUUGUGUAGUUGAAUGGUGUAAAAAACGGGCAUAAACUCUAGUUUAGUAUAAGAUAUAUACCAAAUCUAAGCUCGUUGUCCUCAGAAAGUGACAGACAAUUUUGUUCGCGAAUUUGGGAGCGAUACUGGUCCUUCUGUAAUUGGUCUGAGGCGGUCGAUUAUAAAGAUGCAUUACCUAAAUUGGAUUCGGCAAUCGUUAACGGCACAAAAACUUACAAAUUGUCGAAAAAACACGCCAUUUACGAGUAAAUGCAAGAGCUAUGAAGUUAAUUAUAUUAUUUCAAAGUGUAAAUACACUUUAAGAAAAAGUUUAUACAUUUCGUUCAAUUUCUAUGUGUCACUUCUAGAUCGCAUGUGUUUUUUUUAUCUUUGCGUGCCACUGGUUAUAAAAGAGUUCGUGUAUUUAAAAAUUGUAUAAUUUAUGUUAUUUAGAGAUUUAAAUAUUAAAUUAAUGUGUGUUAGGAUACGAAAUCUCUUCCCGUAUAUUUUACAUAGUUGUAGAAUAUUUACAUAUUUUAAUAUUAUCAUGUAUAGAAAUAUAUUGUCGUCCUUCAAUGACAAUCACUAAAAUUUUAUCUCUUCUUAUUCGAAAAAAUCUACAUUGUAUGGAGUUCUAUAUUUACAACUUUAUUUGUAAAAUACCUAUGUAUUAGGUAAGUUUAUCAGGUAUUUUUAUUUUAUAUAGGUAAACUAAUAGUAAAAAAAAAAUAUGGAUUUUUUAUACUUUACACUAAGGAUGGAAUUAAUUUUUUUUUACGAUAUUUUACUUCUACAAUAAAUUGUAUUUUUAAAUAUAGAAUAAUCAUAAUAUUUUCAAUGAAAUUAAUCUAGAUGUCUAUUUCGAGAACAAUGUCCUUGCCAUACAUUUACCACCGGACAUUAGCUCUCUAUUAAUUUUAGUAAAUUAGUUAUUAUUAUAUUAAUUCUACAAUACGAUAUUUCUAUUUGUAAGGUUCUAUUAAUAAUAAUAUAUUUUAGUAAUAAUAUUUAAACUAUAAAAAAUACAUUUAUUCUUGCCAGGCUCCUCAAGAUCUCUCCCCUAUCAGAGUGGGAGUUAGUGGAAUUCAUAGACGUUGUAGGGGGCACCCCCAGGAGAUCAUUCACCCGCUGAGUAUCAAAUUUUCAAACAAAUGGAGGUUAAAUUCGACACUCAGCGGCUGAAUGAUCCUCUGGGGGUACCCCUACAAUGUCUAUGAAUAACACUGUUAGAGUUUACACCCACCAUGCUGGUCCAAUGUGCGGUAGCGAGAUUGGAGUGGCAGUUUUUAAUACUUUAAAAGACAUAAUUAAUUAAAAACAUCUUUUCAAAUUUCGGCGCUGCUGCUGAAAAAUAAUUCAGUUUUACUUACUUUCAAGAAGUUUUUAACUAGGACUCAAACUCGGGAACUAUAAGUUCAUGACGGCAAUGGUUUAACCACUAGCAGUUAAUAUUUUUUUAUAAACAUGAAGACUUAACAGUGCGUUACAUUUUUUUUUAGUUUCGCAAUAAAAAUAAUAUUAUAUUCAUUGAAAUUACAAUAUUUCUUCAUCAAUAUGAAUCAAUAAAUGUAUUCAAUCUAUAAGUAAUCUACUGAAUGUAGCUUUACUUUUGUACUAAUUUUAAAAUUAAAUAGUUUUUAGUGAUAAAUAAUUUAAGAUAGUAAUCGUUACGAAUUAAUAUUGUAUAAAAUUAUUAUGGAAUUUAUGUGCCUCAAAAUUGUUAUUUUUCGGUGUUUCGACUAAACAAAGGCACUAUUAGCUCAAAAUAUAUGUGAAUUUAAGCUAUCGUUCGUGGAAUCUGUAUGUUCUCGAUAAUAAAUGUAUACAUUAUAAUUUUGUAAAUAUA
Messenger RNA from Bicyclus anynana (squinting bush brown), 6315 nucleotides. It is a transcript of the gene LBR, whose product is annotated as delta(14)-sterol reductase TM7SF2. The transcript is spliced from 4 exons. Gene Ontology annotation, biological process: sterol biosynthetic process. Gene Ontology annotation, molecular function: oxidoreductase activity, acting on the CH-CH group of donors, NAD or NADP as acceptor. NCBI's taxonomy places the organism in Eukaryota, Metazoa, Arthropoda, Insecta, Lepidoptera, Nymphalidae. The coding region runs from base 355 to 2385 and encodes 676 amino acids. Gene Ontology annotation, cellular component: nuclear inner membrane; endoplasmic reticulum membrane. The record is from RefSeq and is a predicted model, not a curated record.